CUGCCCUCCCGUCGCCAUUUUUCGGUCUCGUACUCGCACUUCUGGUGGCUCGGGUGAGGGGGGGACGAGCAGAAAUAAGGGAAAGUAUAAAAUAUUGAAUCGUUAAGCCGGAGAUCCCUCGUGAGCGGUCGGGAAUGCACGCGAGAGCUACAGCAUAACGUUCCAGGUCCUGAGAUGCACGCGCAGGAGACAAGCCGCUGCUGCUGAAAUAAUUUUUUGUGUGAAGACGUGUUGCGGGCCGCCAUUUUUUUGCUGUGCUGCCUUAAAAGUCUGCUCCGACUCGAGAAAGGGAUUCAAAAACGCAUUUCCAUGACGCGUGCCUUACCGUAAGAUCAAGAAGAUACCAAGUAAUCAUUUCGUUUCCGACCCGCGUCAACUGGCAGCCUUUUGCGGACAUGAGGAUUUAUCAGAUGAAAAACUGAGGCCACCUUUUCCGUUCUCACAACUGACACUUAGUGGAGGAGAUAAAUUAUUAGAACAGAAGUCUGGUGUUUUCUCGGAAGGCGGAACGAAAAGGGGAAGCUUCAUUGAUCAUUUGUUGCUUCGGCCUCCGUCGAUGUUUGUCGGAAGUUGUUUUAUUUUUUUCUAUUUUGGCCGCUCCAACAAUCACUCAGCCAUUGACUGCUGAACACAGGAACCACAUUAUGCUCCAAAGUUGGAUCAAGCCAGUCGCAGCCUGCCUCUGAAAACGUCAGGUUGUUUUUGUUUUUUGUUGUUGUUUUUGUUUUGCUUCUUUCACAAGAGGUCUACGGAGCCUGCAGCGUCUGUGCAGAAAUCACUCGAAAAACCUCACAGGGCGACGAAUGCCCUGCCCUGCAUCUUCCAAAUCCUCCAGUUUGCGAAAUGUCAGCUGCUCGGUUUGAUUCGUCUGAUCGGUCCGCCUGGUAUUUUGGACCCGUGUCACGACAAGAGGCACAGAAUAGGUUACAAGGACAGAGACAUGGCAUGUUUCUCGUUCGAGACUCGUCGACCUGCCCCGGCGACUACGUGCUGUCAGUAUCUGAAAACUCCAAAGUGUCUCACUAUAUCAUCAACUCCUUGCCCAGCAAGAGGUUUAAAAUAGGCGAUCAAGAAUUUGACCACCUCCCUGCUCUCCUGGAGUUCUACAAAAUCCACUACCUGGACACGACCACUCUGAUAGAGCCAGCACCCAGGUACCCAAGCUCAGUGUGUGCUCCCAUCCAGCCCAUGGGCGGCCCAGAGGAGAACCUGGAGUAUGUGCGGACUCUAUACGACUUCACUGGCAGCGAUGCAGAGGACCUUCCCUUCAAGAAGGGGGAGAUCCUGAUCAUCCUGGAGAAGCCAGAGGAGCAGUGGUGGAGUGCCAAGAGUAAAGAGGGGCGUAUCGGGAUGAUCCCCGUGCCCUACGUUGAGAAAGUGGUACGACCUCCGCCCCACUCUGGCCAGCCUUCCCAUGGGUCUCGCAACUCCAACAGCUACGGGAUCCCAGAGCCUUCCCACGCCCUCGUCCACGCCUACGCUCAGCCCCAGACACCUUCACCAUUGCCCCCCAGCACACCUGGAGCGGUUAUCACCCCUCUACCGUCCAUGCAGAACGGCCCCGUCAUGGCAAAGGCCAUUCAGAGACGAGUGCCAUGUGCCUAUGAUAAGACAGCUCUUGCUCUAGAGGUUGGCGACAUCGUCAAGGUUACACGCAUGAACAUCAACGGUCAGUGGGAGGGAGAGGUGAACGGACGACGGGGUCUCUUCCCAUUCACCCAUGUCAAAAUCAUAGACCCCCAGAAUCCGGAUGAGAGUGACUGACCUUUGACCGGAGCCUCUCACCAGUAUCAGUGUGUACCCGAAUCUGCUGGCUGUCUCCACCUUUUCCCGCCAGUGUCACCACGGUUACGUGCUUGCCUGCUUGGGGCUGUACCAUGAUAGCGACCCCUCUGUUGUUGCCAACCGUUGCAAGGCUUUCUGACUGUUUACAGCUUUGGACAUUGGAUCCAAACUAAAACCUGACCCCACUUCUCCCCAGUUCCCUUUUCCCGUGUCUUGGUUCCAGGCUGGGCAGUGUUUUUGCAUUAGUGUCCUUUUCAUUUCCAGAUCACUGGGCAUCAGUUUGAGUGUUUGUGUGUGCGUGUGUGUGUGUAGGUGCAGGUGUGUGCGUGUGUGUGGUUGUGUGUUCACAGUAGAUAUUUACCACAUUACAUCACAGAAAACAUGUCUGUUUUUUAUUUGAUUUCUCUGAAUAUUUGUUAUGUUUGAAGUCUUGGGGACUUUAGAAAAGUGUUGGUGUGCGUUUGUUUUGUUGAUGUGAGGAUAUUUGUACGAAGUAGGGAAAAAGCAAUGUCCCUAUGGACUUGGGAGAGCACUGAGGCUAUGAGGAGUUAACCAGCCAGUCAAAUGUUAACAAUCAAGUCACUGUUGUACCUUAACCAUCACACAAGCACACACAUGUACACACACUUACUGGCCAUGAGGUAUUCAGGUUGACAGUUCUUUGAUGUGUAUGUGAUGUGCGACUGGAGCCAGGAGGAAGCAGAGUAGAUGGGUUUGUGGAAGAUCUCGCUUGUAACUUGACAUUACAGAUCCCAUAAUCCCAUCCAACCUGGCACAAGUUUGGCUGACGAGACUUAUUUAUCUUUUGUUAAUAAGACAUGACACGGCCAUAUGUGAUUUCUUUUUUUUUUUCUUAGUUGUGCCACAUGAUCAACAUUAGUUUUUUGUUUAUUUGUUGGGGUUUUUUGUGACAUGGAGAAGAUUUAUGGUAGAGGGGUAAUUUUGCAUGUCUACUUGGUACCUCUCUUUCCUGUCAUUCUCAUCAUUUUGAACUAAAUGGACAUUGCUUAGAGAUUAGCAGGUUUUAGUGCCAACAGCACAAAGCACUAGAAGAUAUAUUUCAACUUUUCUGCAUAGGAGUGCCAAGCUUUGAACAGGUUUCCAAAAGUCAAAUAGCAAUGGCAGUAGCCCUGGCCAGCACUUCCCACGAGCAUCUGACUACAAGGCUAGCUGCAAACACAGUGUGGGCACUUGGGCUAAAGGCUUUCCACUGAGGUGAGAAGCUCCGCUUUCAGUGGUGUAGGGUCAGGGAAGGAGGAAGUGUCUCAGCAAGCCAAUGAGAUCCCAUUAAUGCCUUUUUCAGAGAGUAAGAUAAAUGCAUCUUUUAGUGCAUGCAAUCCCCCUCUCUAACCUUAUGUUUUUAAUGUGAUGUUAACUCCUGUCAAUUUAGGAUUUCAGCCUGCUUUAUUCCUUAAAUAUUCGGUCUGUGCACAAGUUUUUGACUCUUUUUAUGCAAACAGACUCAUUCGGAGUAGUGGAAAGCGUCUUUGUUAGUACUGUGCUUCAACCAAUUCUAUUUGACCAGUAGGAGCCGAGGAUUAAAAACAGUGCAGACACCUAGAUUUCUGCUGUAAAAAUGAACCAUUUCGCUCACUUGUCCCCCCCCCGCCUAGUGCUCUCUGUUUGAAUCACUGCUCGGCCAUUCACUCAGAGUAAUGAGCAGCUUUUAGUUGUUUCCCAAUUUUGUUUUUUGUUUUUUUAUUUUGUCAGUUUGUAGUCAGCUAUUAAAUCAAGCAUUUUUGUUAAAAUGAGUGAUGUUAUUAAACAAAAGUACCUAAGGUGACAUUUACAAAAGGGAAAAAUGCCUGCUGGUUGCCUCUGUGCAUGACCUCUUGGCUGGGGAGAUGGUCCUCCCCAGCCAAAUGCUGCUUAAUGUCAUUUAUUUCCUUAAAUAAAGGUUUCUCUUAUUUUAACCCCUCUUGGUCUGUGCAAACAAACCAGUGUGGGUUUUCCUCAUCAAACAUAAUGGAAUCUACUAAUUAAGCAAUACACCCUGAUUAGUUCCUUUCUUGAGGUGAACUCGCUUUUCUCAUGCUUCUGAGUUGUUUUGUAAAGGCAUUAACAGUAUUACUGUGCUCUCUUCUCAUAUUCUAGGAAAGCCUGUCUUUUACUUAAGAAUUGAAAAUUGUGCCUUUUAUUUUCUUAUACCAUUUACAUGUGUUAAUAUUUCCCAUGGUUAACACCUGUGCUGGUAUUGACCCUUUAUGUACAGAACAAGUAAAUAAAAUUUACGUCUACUUCUUUAA
Molecule: messenger RNA, 4031 nt
Organism: Lates calcarifer (barramundi perch)
Lineage: Eukaryota; Metazoa; Chordata; Actinopteri; Centropomidae
Gene: crkl
Product: v-crk avian sarcoma virus CT10 oncogene homolog-like
Exons: 4
Coding region: 844-1764 (306 amino acids)
Biological process (GO): positive regulation of ERK1 and ERK2 cascade
Molecular function (GO): protein binding
Source: RefSeq, a predicted model, not a curated record